ACUCUCGCUCUGCUGCUACACACAGCGGGUGAGGGCGAGGAGAGAGACCAGUUCCUGAGAGCAGGCACGCGGGGGCACAGACACACACACUCGCACACACGCACACACGCACACACGCACACGCCAGCCUGCGGGCUUGGCCAGAGCCCUGAAGUCACAGAUCCCACUUGGAAAUCGCCAGAGGCGCAAGGAGAAGUGGAGGAGUGCAGCUCCCAGACACUAAGUGCUACUUCCCAGGCACUCGGGUGAAGAAAUGAAGCCCGCCCAGCUCUUCACCAUAUCCAGGUCUCCUUUCUGUUUUGGUGUCCGCAGUCAUCUCCCUGAAAGCCAGAUCCAGGGAGAAGGCAAGCGGGCAGCCAGCUGAGGACUCUAAACUGUGCCGCUCGCUCCCAAGCCCGUCCAACCUGAGCCCGCCAAAGGCUCCUCGCUCCAGCCAGACUCCACCAGAUCGCAGCCCCUGGCGACUAAGUCAGCGACAGGUUUAAAUGUUUCUUUGGCCACUUGACUACUGAACACAAAAUGAAUAACUCAACGAACUCCUCCAACAAUGGCUUGGCUCUUACCAGUCCUUACAAGACAUUUGAAGUGGUAUUUAUUGUCCUUGUGGCUGGAUCCCUCAGUCUGGUGACCAUCAUUGGGAACAUUCUGGUCAUGGUUUCCAUUAAAGUCAACCGCCACCUUCAGACUGUCAACAAUUACUUCUUGUUCAGCCUGGCCUGUGCUGACCUCAUCAUAGGUGUUUUCUCCAUGAACUUGUAUACCCUCUACACUGUGAUUGGCUACUGGCCUUUGGGACCUGUAGUAUGUGACCUUUGGCUAGCUUUGGACUAUGUUGUCAGCAAUGCCUCUGUUAUGAAUCUCCUCAUCAUCAGCUUUGAUAGAUACUUCUGUGUCACCAAACCUCUGACCUACCCAGUUAAGCGGACCACAAAAAUGGCAGGCAUGAUGAUUGCAGCUGCGUGGGUCCUUUCCUUCAUCCUCUGGGCCCCAGCCAUUCUCUUCUGGCAGUUCAUUGUAGGGGUAAGGACUGUGAAGGACGGGGAGUGCUACAUUCAGUUCUUUUCCAACGCUGCCGUCACCUUUGGCACUGCCAUUGCAGCGUUCUACCUGCCUGUCAUCAUCAUGACGGUGCUCUAUUGGCACAUAUCCCGGGCGAGCAAGAGCAGAAUAAAGAAAGAAAAGAAGGAACCUGUGGCCAACCAAGACCCAGUGUCUCCGAGUCUGGUGCAAGGAAGAAUUGUAAAGCCAAACAACAACAACAUGCCAGGAGGUGAGGGUGGCCUGGAGCACAAGGUCCAGAAUGGCAAGGCUCCACGGGAUGGCGUGACUGAAAACUGCGUUCAGGGGGAGGAGAAAGAAAGCUCCAAUGACUCCACGUCCGUCAGUGCUGUGGCCUCCAAUAUGAGAGAUGAUGAGAUAACCCAGGAUGAAAACACAGUUUCCACUUCCCUGGGCCACUCCAAAGAUGACAAUUCUAGACAGACCUGCAUCAAAAUCGUCACCAAGACCCAAAAGGGUGACGCAUGCACACCAACAAGUACCACCGUAGAACUAGUUGGAUCAUCAGGUCAGAACGGGGAUGAAAAGCAGAACAUUGUAGCCCGCAAAAUUGUGAAGAUGACCAAGCAGCCUGCCAAAAAGAAGCCUCCUCCAUCCCGGGAAAAGAAAGUGACCAGGACAAUCUUGGCUAUCCUGUUGGCUUUCAUCAUCACCUGGGCACCAUACAAUGUCAUGGUGCUCAUCAAUACCUUCUGUGCACCCUGCAUCCCCAAUACAGUGUGGACAAUUGGUUACUGGCUCUGUUACAUCAAUAGCACCAUCAAUCCUGCCUGCUAUGCACUUUGUAAUGCCACCUUCAAAAAGACUUUUAAGCACCUCCUUAUGUGUCAUUACAAGAACAUCGGCGCUACAAGGUAAAAGACCUUUUCAAAAGAAGAAAUGUGGUUGAGUGUAUUUUGGGGAAGAGCAGGGACAAGGAAGCUGUGUUUAUAGUGAUCUGCCCUUGCACUUUACAAUCUUACUACAACGUGUAAUUAAGGAGUUUUAGAGAGACACUCUCACUGUGCCCAUGCUCCAGUUAGAAAAAUAAGUAAAUAACCUUCACCAUAUAAGCCCUGUCAGUUUAGGAGCACCGAGACAAUGAAAGAGAUGUGCUGAAAUUGCAGAUCUAAGGAACAAUUUCUACUGUCUCCUGCUCUCUUGAAGAAGGACUUCAGAAUCUACAAUCUCGUGUCUCUGCACAAGAAGAAUAACCUUGUUAGUUUGUUGUUUCUUUCUGUUGUUCCCCUGUGUGGUGAUGAGAAAGAAAUGGCAUAUUACAUGCUAACACAGAGACCUAAACAUAAAGAAGCAGGCACUAUACAAUGAGAGAUAAGAAGAAAGAAAAUCAAAUAGGAUUCGGAGAUGGUAUGCAGAGCACUGAGCAUAUUCCUGGCUAUGCUGUUCUCUGGUUGGAAGGAUUUUAAUGGAAUCACUGCUUAUUUCUUCUCUCUUCCCUUUUCCCAUCUUGAAAAGCAAGAAAGCAAAACAACAAAAGCCCAACUAGGCCAUACUAUUUUUUUCUACUAUUUUUAUAGUUCCUGGUUUUAUAUUGUAUAUGGAUAGUAUCUGCAGGAUUUCUAAAUCUGGCCACAGUCACCUGUGAAAAUGGACACUCUGGCACUCCCCACUGUGUCGUUGCAUUCUUUGAUAGUGUACAACCUGUAAGGAUUUCAUUCACUUGAGUUCCUUCAUGUGGAAAAUUUUUGCCCAUCUGAUUUUCUUCUCAACUAAUCCAUUUUAACAAUGUAGUCUGCCUAAGACACAAGUAUGCUUAGGAAACCAAAGUCAUUUCAACUUAAUUUUUAAUCACAUUAGAAAAUGGUCAGUCUAGUUGGAGAAAGUUCACUGAGGCCAGAUGAAGUUUGCGAUGAGAAGACAGAAGGUCAGAAGGGUGAUCUGUUUGAAGUUGAACCUGCCUGACCCAUGUGCACUAUGCUAACAUGUACAACACAAACUCCUGACUUUGUCAGCAGGAAUAUGACAUUGGUUUGCUCAUUUGGAGUCUCAGUUAGUUUACUGUGUCAACCUCAAGAGGAAAAGACCUUAUAUUCAAUGUCUGUUAGCAGAUGGUACUUAAAUUAUAUUCAAAUGAAGUUUUCUAUAAUCAUACUAAGACAUGGGGUGGGGAAAUGGGUCAUGCAAAAAUAUUUACUAAUACUACCAUGUUCUUCCAGUUGUCUACUCUGUAAGAUUAUAUUGCUUCAAAAUUCACUAAUCAUGAGAGUUAUAUUAAUCGUUGUGGCUUAAAUAUAAUGGAAAACCAAACAGAGGCAAGAUAUGCCCAUAGAAUCUGAUGGAAGAGUCCAUGUGGUUCUCGCCAUGUCAUUUCCCACAGUCUAAUAUAAUCACAAAUAACUGUCACAAAAAUGAUUAUUAAAGGGUAACACAAAACAUAUAACAUGAGUAUAGGAGAUUCAUACUUGACACUACAAAAUGAAUGCAGAAUUAUACUAAUCUACAUUAACUAGCUAUAUUUUUGUCUUCAUAUAAUUUCUUCCAUUCUAUGUUAUGGUAUUCCAAUCAGAUUUUGUAAGGGUGGGCCUAAUGAAUAGAAAUUGCAGUUAUAAAUUGUUUUAUAAAGUUCAGACUUUCACUGAUGUGCUUUGAUUCCUUCCCUGCCAUUCCAUGAGUAUUACAAGGCAAGGCCUUCAGUGGGAAGUCCUAAGAGUUACCAGAGUUAUUUUGUCUGACUUUGCAUGUCAGGAACAUCUCAAAUAGUGGGUGAUAAAGAAUAAGACAGCAAUACCAGCAACAUUUUAAGCCAAUAAGAAGCAAGUUGCUAACAAUAUAUGUAUUUAUCCUUUAUGAACAAACUUAACGAUUGAGUAAUUUCAGUUAGUUUUAACUUCAAAAUCAAUUAUCUGUAAACAUGGAAUUGGUUCACAUUAAUUUAGUCUAAAAUUAGAUGAUGUAGCUCCUUUAGUUCAGAAUUACUAAAAUGUAAAUUUUGAAAUUUAAGAUCACAUUUAUUUUUGUGUUGUUUCUUCAACUAAUUGAGUGGAGAAGACUUCACUCCAAAGGAUUUCUUGGUUUUCUGUAGGAUAUGCUAUUAAUCUGUGCUAUAUACUACUGUGAUGCAGACAUGGCUACCAUUGAGAGGCCAGGAUUCAUUGUCUAUCCCUGAUUUAAGGCCAAUCCACCAUGAGCUAAUCUUUGUCUCGUUCUAUUGUAAUCUUUCCUUGAUUCUUUCUGUGCCUAGUAAUUCGCCACAGCUGCCACAACUUCAUUAAAAGAGAAACUAUCAAGUUCAAGAAGAAAAUGAAGGUAGUCUAACAUACUAUGGAAAUUUUCCAAAAGAAUCAGAAGAAAAGGGAAGGACAUUGGCAUGUUUGGAGGGAGAAUGUAGUCAAAGGUCUCUCUUUACUGUUGCUGGCGUUCGUUUUUUUUUUUAUCUUUUUCUUUUUUUAACUCUAAAGCAGAGGCAAUAUUUACCCUAUGGACAUUUAGUGAUAUGUAGGGCCAUUUUGAUUGUCACAACUGGGAAUAGGCAUUAGUAUCUAUCUAAUAAGAAGGAGCUUUGAAUGCACAAGCUAUGCUCUCUUCCGCCAAGAAAAAUGAUUUGGCUCAAAAUGGCAAUGAUACCAGGACUGAGAAAGACUAGUUUAUAUUAAAGGAUUUCUGAAGCUUCCCUUCUUAAUCCCCCAUCAUUUAAACAAAAACAAACAAAAAGACUAAUACAGUUUUCUUUCUUGUGAGCAAAGCUCACUCACUCGUUAGCUAUCAUAAAUUCUCCCACACUAAUUAGGAUUUAAAAUUUUCAGAUAAGAGAACAGACCACACCUCUUGAGACUGGCAGCUUUCACACACCUAGUGCACCGAGGCAUCUUAAUGCCUGGUUAUGGAACCACACCCCUCCUCCAGAGGUUGUGGCUUUGCCCAUGAACAGCACUGCUUCUAGUCUGAUGGGUGUCUCCUGGAAACAUCAUUUCUUUUCUUUUCAAACUAAUGAAGAGCCCUUUAAAGAAACAGUAUGUCUCAUCUUCUUUGCUUUCACUAGAACUGUCAGAAGCUGUCAAGCCUUUGGUUUUUUAUUCCUCAUAGCAAUAACGUAAAUAUCCCAGAGUGGUGUUCAAAAGAGAAGAUUAAGAAUAUAAAAAAGAGGAACCAUCUCACUUCUAGAGUAAAAAAAAAAAAAGAUUGCCUCUUGACCAAGUCGUGAUUACCUUAAUGACAUAUCCCAAGUACUGGGACAAGGUCACCAUGUGGUAAGCUACAAAGGCUAAGAUAAACCAUCUGGCUUGACAUAUAGUAUCUUGAAUUACACAUCUUUCUGUUUUCUUUUCUUUUUCUUUCUUUUUUUUUUCCGAGCCAGGUUUUCUCUGUAUAGCCCUGGCUGUCCUGAACUCACUCUGUAGAUCAGGCUGUCCUCGAACUCAGAAAUCCACCUGCCUCUGCCUCCCAAGUGCUGGGAUUAAAGGCGUGCACCACCACUGCCUGGCUUCCUUCUGUUUUUUUGACUACUAGAUGUUGUUUGAUCCUGAAGAGAUAAUGGCAUGAGAGGAGAUUAUAUUUCAAAACGAUGCCCACAGUUACUUACCAACACAGCCAACUUUUAUUUUCUUGUAUUUAGUUCGUCAGCGGUUGCUCCCGUCUUCGAUUUGAUAACAUCUUCACGAACAACCAUAACACUGUUGUUGCAAAUAGAGUAGGAAGGCACCCACAUCCGGGUAAACUUGUGAGACAUGUAUUCUCAGCAUGUAUACACAAUGACAUGCCUCUCCAAUAUGCUUCUCUUAAAAGGGUGCACGCUGUAGCAUGAACUCUGUGUAUAUUUAAUAUACCUUCCCAUGGUAUGCUGUAUGCUCCAUAUAUAUAAUAUAAAUAAAAUAAAAUGUAUAAUAGAAAUACAUAUUUCUGUAUGCAAAUAAAUAUAUUAUACACAAAAUCGUAACAGACACUCUGGUACAUAUGUUGUCUCAUAGGAAUAAGAGUAGAUUAUUAUGUGCUCCAUUUUAAAGGAAAAUCAUAUUUUGUAUUGAAGGAAGAGAUUUAAGAACCAUCAAACUCCUAUUCACAUUAAUAUUCAACUGAUUUGUCAACUUUGAG
Molecule: messenger RNA, 6087 nt
Organism: Apodemus sylvaticus (European woodmouse)
Lineage: Eukaryota; Metazoa; Chordata; Mammalia; Rodentia; Muridae
Gene: Chrm2
Product: cholinergic receptor muscarinic 2
Exons: 3
Coding region: 520-1917 (465 amino acids)
Biological process (GO): G protein-coupled receptor signaling pathway, coupled to cyclic nucleotide second messenger; adenylate cyclase-inhibiting G protein-coupled acetylcholine receptor signaling pathway; chemical synaptic transmission
Cellular component (GO): dendrite; synapse; plasma membrane
Molecular function (GO): G protein-coupled acetylcholine receptor activity; G protein-coupled serotonin receptor activity
Source: RefSeq, a predicted model, not a curated record